Molecule: messenger RNA, 1245 nt
Organism: Chironomus riparius
Lineage: Eukaryota; Metazoa; Arthropoda; Insecta; Diptera; Chironomidae
Source: the annotation of a GenBank genome assembly
AUGAUGGAUGAACCGAGAUUUGCUCAACCCAUUCCAAACGUGACAGUUGCAGUUGGAAGAGAUGCAAAUUUACCGUGCGUAGUGGAGCACUUAGGGACUUAUAAGGUUGCGUGGAUUCACAUAGAUAGACAAAUGAUAUUGACAAUACACCGUCACGUCAUCUCGAGAAUUCCACGAUAUUCAAUUACAUAUGACAAUUCAAACACAUGGAUGCUGCAUGUGAAUCAAGCACAACAGGAGGAUCGGGGGUACUACAUGUGUCAAGUGAACACAAAUCCAAUGAUUAGUCAGGUUGGCUACCUUCAAGUUGUUGUUCCUCCAAAUAUUUUGGAUAUUGAAAGCACUCCAUCAUCAGUGGCAGUGCGUGAAAAUCAAAGCAUUAACAUGACAUGUCGUGCUGAUGGCUUUCCAACACCAAAAAUUAUUUGGCGUCGUGAAGAUGGACAAAGUAUAACAGUGGAAAGGAAGAAAAAGGUAAUGGUUUAUGAUGGGGAUGUGCUUCAUCUAACGAAAUUGAGCAGGAAUGAGAUGGGAGCUUAUCUCUGUAUAGCAACGAAUGGUAUACCACCCUCGGUAUCGAAGAGGAUCAUACUAGAUGUUGAAUUUUCACCAAUGAUUUGGGUUCCCAAUCAACUUGUUGGUGCGCCUAGUGGCACAGAUGUUACAAUUGAUUGCCAUACUGAGGCACAUCCGAGAGCCAUCAUCUACUGGGUUUAUAAUCAAGUUAUGGUCUUACCUAGUAAAAAAUACAUCAUCGACUACAAUGAAAAUUCAUAUCGAGCUCACAUGAAAUUGACGAUUAAGAAUUUAUCUGCUGGUGAUUUUGGAAACUAUCGAUGCAUAUCGAAAAAUUCGCUUGGCGAGACUGAGGGAUCGAUAAGAGUUUAUGAAAUUCCACUGCCAGCGACGCCAUCAAAACAGGUCACAAUAGCUGAGCCAAAGGAAAUCGCUCGUGUCAAUGAUACGACAACGAAAGUUAGUCAGCCUGAGAUUUUAUUUCCUGCACGACCCGAAAGCAAUAUUCAUAAUGAACGUGAACGCAAUGGACCAAAUAGCAUCCAAAUAGAACGAAAAGGAACAUUGGCUAUCGGAAGCUUUUCAUUCACCGACUCGCCACCAAACGAAUAUGGAAUUAUAUCAAAAGCCAACAAAAUAAAUCGACGUAUGUUAAGUGAAAUAAGUGCCACAAUUAUGGUUUUCGUAAAUACUUUAUGCAUAUCAUUAAAGAUACGUAGCUCUUGUUAA